CUUCCGCUCUGGCGAGCGGCAGUAAACAUGGCGAGCGGCUAGCGGGAUCGUAGUGUGCAUUCAUUCCUGAAGGCUUUGAGUUACUCUUUCAGGGCUUUAGUUAAACGUUUUAUUUUGCCGUUGGUGCCCAGGGGGACGUGAGUGGGGCGUCACGCUCUACAGUGUUUAUUUAAAUAAAAGGGUGAAGGAGACGCAUCGGCAACAUGGGGCGACGUUCAACCUCCUCCACCAAGAGUGGGAAGUUUAUGAACCCCACCGACCAGGCUAGAAAGGAAGCCAGGAAGAGGGAGUUAAAAAAGAACAAGAAGCAGAGAAUGAUGGUGAGAGCAGCGGUGCUGAAGAUGAAAGACCCCAGACAGAUCAUCAGAGAUAUGGAGAAGCUGGAUGAGAUGGAAUUCAACCCUGUUCAACAACCCCUGCUGAAUGAGAAGGUGUUGAGGGACAAGAGGAAGAAGCUACGCGAGACAUUCGAACGCAUUGUCCGUCUGUACGAGAGAGAGAAUCCUGAAACCUACAAAGAGCUACGCAAACUGGAAUUAGACUAUGAGACCAAACGCGGGCAACUGGCUCUCUAUUUUGACUCAGUCAAGAAUGCGGAGUCAGUGGAGGUCGACAGUAUCCCUUUACCAGAUAUGCCCCAUGCCCCCUCCAAUAUCCACAUCCAGGACAUCCCACUUCCAGGGGCUCAGCCUCCCUCCAUACUGAAGAAGAGCUCCACGUUUGGUAAAGGGCCUCUCACGUCGUCCUCUGGACCAGUGUUUGCAACCGUGCCUGGUGUCCCACGUUUACCUCCUGGGAAGAAGCCCCCUGGCCCCCCACCUGGGCCGCCACCUCCACAGGUCCUUGCACUGUAUGGCAUUCCUUCUCGACGAGCUUACGGCACAGAUGCAGAACCUUCCAUUCCUGGUUUAGAUAAGGACUCUGCGAUGGAGUUGGGAAGAGAUCGGGAUAGUGGCAGUGACAGCGACAGAGAUCGGGAUGAUCUGGAUGAUGAAGACAGCGACUCUGAAGAGGACAGUGAAGAAGAGAGAAAUGAAGGGGGCGAUGGUGACCAGAGAAUGAGUGUGGACAGGCAGGAUGACGAGAGGGAAAGGGACGAGGAUAGAGACAGGAAUGAAAGGCAUGCUGGUCGCAGUGUACGUUUCGCAGAUAUUCCUCCAGAGUUACCCCGUGAAGGAAAGAAGAAGAAAAAGAGGCUGGUGAAGAAGACCAAAGCCAUUACCCCUCUGCAGGCCAUGAUGUUAAGGAUGGCAGGUCAGUCAGUGCCUGAAGACGAGGAAGAAGAAGAGGUAGAGGAAGAAUACACGGACGAAUCAGACAGCUCAGACAUUGAGGACAGGGGACCGCCAGGGGACAACCAGUCCCACCUCAUGCCAAAUCAGCGUCUACCCCCUCCUGCUGGUCCAGUGGGACAGCAAGGCCCUCCACACCUGCAGGGUCCACCAAUGACUGGGCCUCCACCACUGGGUCCACCCCCAGCCCCUCCAAUGAGGCCUCCUGGUCCACCCUCUGGCCCGCCUCCUGGCCCGCCACCAGGUGCUCCUCCGUUCUUGAGACCUCCUGGUAUGCCUGGAGGCAUGAGGGGUCCAAUGCCUCGUCUUCUGCCUCCUGGACCUCCACCAGGCCGACCUCCCGGCCCUCCACCGGGCCCCCCUCCUGGACUGCCUCCAGGUCCCCCACCACGUGGACCCCCUCCCAGACUACCACCCCCAGCACCACCAGGUAUCCCACCUCCUCCCCCAAGAGCAGGAGGGCCCCCACGUCCACUUGCCCCACCACUCUCCCUCUUCCCUCCACCUCUCAACUCCAAUGUGCUCAGUGCUCCUCCCAACAUUCUCCCCCGGCAAAAAGGCUCAGGAUCUGGCCCGGACGGUUCACAGGGCAACUUACCACCCCCUGCCAUGCCCAUGCGGCCGGGUGUCAUGCAGAUGCCCCCUCCCCCAGGGACAGCUGCCGCCUCUGCGGGUGGCAAUCCCCCCGGCCACCAUCACGCGGCCACCAUCGAAAAACGCGCCAACAUUACCCCCGUCGCGGCCGCAGGAGGCGGCAUGGCAGUGGGUGCAGGCUCUGGCGGGGCCACCAUCUCUGCCAAACCCCAGAUUAUCAAUCCGAAGACGGAGGUCACCCGCUUUGUGCCCACGGCACUGAGGGUGCGUAGGGACAAGGGCGGAGCAAUGCCCGGGGCAGCAGUUGGGCCCCUGGAGAAACCAGGUGCUGGAGGAAGGAGGGGAGAUGAUGGCUUUGGAGGUGGGCAUGGGCACGGGCACGGGCAUAAACAGCAUGCGACAGCCGCUCCGAUGGGCUCAGCCAACCCGGGCCAGAUGGGUGCCGUGCCUCAGCCCAACAUGAAGACUAAGGACCAGGUGUAUGAAGCCUUCAUGAGGGAGAUGGAGGGACUCCUCUAAGACUUGAGAGGGUGUUGGGUUGAAAUGUUCAAUGGGGCUCUCUGAAACCACAGGAGUGUAUUAGUUUUGUGUUUUCUGUGCAGAGUAAUAGAGGUAGCUGUCCUCGAGGUAAAUCAGUUUUGCUGGUCUCUGCAGGCUCACCUUCAUUUGAUCUGAACUAUCAUUUGUUGUAUCUAGAGAGAACGUGAUCUUGAUUUACAUACUGAUUAUUCUGAUCUGUAAUUGGAAAACAGAUUGGUCGUUAUUCCAUUAGGCAACCCAUGAAAAAAACGAAGCCCUGUGAAAAAAUGAAUAAAUACCAGGCUACCAAGUGCUAUGUUGUGUUAUUUUCCUCCAGUCAACUUUAUGUAAUUUGGCAUGACUAGAAACGGCAUUUUUGUAUGAUUAUCUUACUGUCAACUGUUGUUUUUUUAUGUGAUCUCCUAGACAUGUUGGACAUUAAAACGAAGGUGUGGAAUGAUUGUCAACUGCUGAUAGAAUACAUGUUUGAAACUGUUUGACCUUCAGCUCAAUAAAUACUUCAGAAACUUUUUA
Molecule: messenger RNA, 2939 nt
Organism: Scophthalmus maximus (turbot)
Lineage: Eukaryota; Metazoa; Chordata; Actinopteri; Pleuronectiformes; Scophthalmidae
Gene: wbp11
Product: WW domain-binding protein 11
Exons: 12
Coding region: 204-2405 (733 amino acids)
Biological process (GO): mRNA cis splicing, via spliceosome
Cellular component (GO): spliceosomal complex
Source: RefSeq, a predicted model, not a curated record